GGGAGGCGGGGAGGCCAGCGCUUGGCGAGGCCGGCCGGCCAGGCGGGCAAGGAGGGAGGACAGCGCCCAGUCCCGGCCCCAGCCCCAGCCCCAGCCCCCGCCCCAGCGCCGGCCGCCUUGCCAUCUGGAUGCAGAGGACCAACGCAGGCAGGAAGAAGGUGAGGAUGGGAGAGACGAUGCCCCAUCCAACAGCCUGACAGGGUGACGUGGAUCACACCAUCCAACAGAAGGCCAGGUACCAACCUGCUGUCUAAACAACGCAACCAUGCUGAAGCCCAGUGGGCUAAAGAUCCCCAACCGGGGGGGAAAACACUCCAGCCCUGUGGGCCGAACCUCUUCUGGGUCAUCCUCGGCUGUGGCCACUACCAGCUCUAAGGAAGGCUCUCCUCUGCACAAGCAGGCAUCAGGCCCCACCGCGGCCACCGCUACCCCCGCAGAGAAGCCGUGCCCCAAGGUGGCAGAGGUUGGCGAUGACUUCCUGGGGGACUUCGUGGUGGGCGAGCGGGUCUGGGUGAACGGGGUGAAGCCUGGAGUCGUCCAGUAUUUGGGAGAGACGCAGUUCGCUCCGGGCCAGUGGGCUGGCGUGGUCCUGGAUGACCCUGUGGGCAAGAAUGAUGGCUCCGUGGGUGGCGUCCGCUACUUUGAGUGCCAGCCGCUGCAGGGCAUCUUCACCCGACCCUCCAAACUGACGCGGCAGCCCACCGCAGAGGGCUCGGGCAGCGACGCGCAUUCCGUGGAGUCACUGACCGCCCAGAAUCUGUCCCUGCACUCCGGCACGGCCACACCCCCUCUGUCCACCCGAGUCAUCCCCCUGCGGGAGAGCGUCCUCAACAGCUCCAUGAAGACGGGCAACGAGUCCGGCUCCAACCUCUCGGACAGUGGCUCGGUCAAGAAGGGGGACAAGGACCUGCGGCUUGGCGAUCGUGUCCUGACUCAGACGCAGCUGGAACAUGCUCGAAUUGGAGAGCUAGAGCAGAGCCUGCUGUUUGAGAAGGCACAGGCAGAAAAGCUGCUCAGAGAGUUAGAGGACAAUCGGAUGACAACAGUGGCAGAGCAGUCAAGGAUCCUGCAGCUGGAGGAGGAGCUGAGCCUUCGGCGGGGGGAGAUUGAGGAGCUCCAGCAGUGCCUGCGGCAGACAGGCCCCACAGACCCCUCAGACACCAGUCCAUCCUCCGAGGCCCUGCGGCUCCGGGAGCAGCUUCUGUCUGCCAGCAAGGAGCACCAGAAGGAGAGCGGGCUGCUCAAAGACAAGUAUGAGAAGGCCCUGAAGGCCUACCAGCUUGAGGUGGAGAGGCUGAAGGCCACCAACGAGAAGUAUGCACAGGAGAUUGUGGACCUGAAGCACAAAGUCCAGCAGGCCACCAGCGAGAACAUGGGGCUGAUGGACAACUGGAAGUCCAAGCUGGACACACUGGCUUCCGACCACCAGAAGUCGUUGGAGGACCUGAAGGCCACCCUCAAUUCGGGCCCCAACACCCAGCACAAGGAGAUUGUGGAGCUGAAGGCGGUGAUGGAAAGCAUCAAGUUGGAGCACCAGCUGGAGCUGGGCAACCUGCGGGCCAAGCAUGACAUUGAGACCGCUGUGCUGGCCAAGGAGAAGGAGAGCCUCCUGGGGAAGCUGGAGCAGGCCCGUGACGAGCUGGAGGAGGUGCGCCUCCACUGGAAGGCGCAGCUGGAGGCCAGGUCCAACCAGCACCUGCUGGAACUGCAGGAGGCCAAGGAUCAGUGCAGGGACGCUGAGCUGCGGGCCCGAGAGCUCGGCAAGCUGGAUGGAGAGUGUAAGGAGCAGGCCCAGGCCAUUGAUUUCCUGAAAGAGCAGAUCUCCCUGGCAGAGAAAAAGAUGUUGGACUAUGAGGCAUUGCAGAGGACGGAAGCCCAGAGCAAACAGGAAAUCCAAAGGUUACAGGAAAAACUCUUGGUGACAGAGAACAAACUCCAGGCCAUGGAAUCCCUCUGCUCUUCUCAGCACUCUGAUGUGAUUGAGACAAAUGACAUUUCAGAAGAGAAGAUCAGAAUGAAACAGACUAUGGAGGACUUACAGGACAAGCUGAGCAAGAGAGACAAAGAGGUGGCGUCCUUGGUAUCACAGACCGAGAUGCUCAAGGCCCAAGUAAGUGCCCUGGAAGGCAAGUGUAAAUCAGGAGACAAGAAGGCAGAUGCCCUCCUGAAGGAGAAGAAGCGGCUAGAAGCUGAGCUCGAGGCUGUGUCCCGGAAGACCCAUGAUGCCUCUGGGCAGCUGGUGCUCAUUAGCCAGGAGCUGCUGAAAAAGGAGCGGAGUCUGAACGAGCUGCGGGCCCUGCUGCUUGAAGCCAACCGUCACUCCCCAGGGCCUGAGAGGGACCUGAGCCGCGAGGUGCACAAGGCUGAGUGGAGACUCAAGGAGCAGAAACUCAAAGAUGAUAUCAGAGGGCUGAGAGAGAAGCUGGUUGUGCUGGACAAAGAGAGAUCAGCAUCGGACCAAAGGCGCUAUUCCCUGAUUGACGCGUCCUCGGAGUCGGAGGUCCUACGGCUCCAGCAUCGCCUGGUCAGCACAGAAGACGUCCUACGCAGUGCUCUGGAGCAAGGUCAACAGAUGGAGAAGCUCAUGGAAGCCAUGAGGAGUUCCCCUGAGAAAUCCCAGACCAUUGGCAAUUCUGGUUCCACCAAUGGCAUCCAUCAACAAGACAAGACCCGGAAACAAGAGGAGAAGCACUGACCACAGGAGGAAAAGGUGGAGAGAGGCCCAUUUCACGCCUGGAUUCACUCGCUCACCUGGGCAGCCAUGCACCCUACCGCUCGCCUCCGGCUUCUCCUCCAGGCACUGGGCCAAGAUUGUCCCUUCUGAGACAGGAAUGGUGUUUGUAACAAUAGUGUACUAACAGAUGUGGACAAUCCCCCUCCCUUCUGCCCUCUCCCAUCCCCCAGCCCAUAUCCCACUGCCCUGACCUGGAGGAGUCCACAGGCAUGGGUCCUGCUGGAAGGAGCCAGUCUGGCCCCCUGUGCCCCCCCUGCCCUAUCCCCUGCGGCCUCCAGUCUCUGAUCUGGACACUUGGGAAAGCCCUGGAAGGCUUCUGGAAUCCAAUUUGGAAGGUGUGUGUGUGUAUGUGUGUGGUUGGUUGGGAAGACUAUGGCCUCAGAGAGUCCAGAAUCAUGAGCCUCCCCACCUCACCAUGAACAGGAGCAACUUGGAGCAUGGCCCCUGGGAAGCUGGGCCUCCCUCUCUCCCUGGCUUCCCCAUACCCUCAGAGGCCUUGACCUUGUGAGCCAGGAAACAGCUGGGCUAUCCCAGGACAGCUGCUGUUCUCGAAAGGGCAUCUGGGGUGACAGGGUGACAGCACUGACUCCCAGCCCACCGGGGAGACCAAUGAAGCCGCCGGCUGAGACAGAAGGAUUGAUGUGAACAGGCUGUGGGAAACUUUCCUCCUCGGGGGUCCCCUUGCCCCCUUCCUCCCUCCUGUAUGAUGCCACUCAUGGUACCGAGUCCCCUCCUCAGCCAACUGCGUCUACUUUUCAUACAUGCCAUUCCUCCAUUCAGAGAAAUUUACUGUGUUAUGGUGAGUUACCUAACUCCUCGACUUCCCUUUUCAUGUCUUAAGCCCUUCCUGGUCCUCUGUGCUUAGCUUCCUUCAGCUGUUGGCACGAGCUUAAUACUAGCCAGCAGGUGAGCCAGAGAGAUGGUGUUGUAGACGCUGGUGGGCCAGCCCCAUGGCUUCCCUUUGGCCCCUUCUGCUAGCCUGUAGCUGUAAGCCCAGGGGUGUGGGUGGAUGUCCCAAGCUCUUAAGGUUAGGAAAAAGUCACCAGUAGUAAAGAACUCAAGGGAAAGACAUAAGAUAUGCAGACAUCAGCCUCUACAACCCAUCCCUCUGCCCCCGUGCUAGGCUGGCCAGAGGACCUGGGCUAAGGAUGGAGCUGGAUGGAUCCAAGUCAAGUUUGACUCUCACCCCCAUCCCAUGGUACUUUCAGACUUGUUCUCUUGGACCAAAGCGAGGUAGACAAGCAGGCAGCCCCAAACUGGGUCCUCAUGGGGAACAUCAACAUCCCUCCCCCUCCCAUUUGUUGCUAGGAUUUAGAGCGGGAUGAGACCUCAAAGAUUAUCUCGUCUAAUUCCAUUUUUGCAGGUGGAUAAACGUAAGCCGAGAAAGGGGAAAUCGUUUUGUCUAAGGUCACUUGGAGAACAAGGGGCAGAGCUGAGAUUUGAACCCGGCCCUCUGAACCCAAAUCCACCAGCCCUUGUGGCCUCAGGUGUAAGCUAGCACAGUGAUGCUCAAACACAGGCUCAUUCCAGCUUUUCCCAGAGAGGAGGAAGGUGACGCCAUGGAGCAUUGUCAGGGUGGGAAUCAGGGGUAGUCCAUGCCCCUCUCCCUCCUGCCCCCAUCACUUACCCAUUAACCGACUCAACUGGACCAAAAUCAGGAGCCUGGUCCUGGCCAGAGAGACCCAAGUUCAAAUCCCAGGCAGGAAACAUAGGGUUCCAAUUUGGUUCCCAUCCAAAUCUAAGGGAGAAAUAUCUCCAGCCACAUUUCCCUGUGAGCUUCAGAGAGACCCACAAGGCCUUGUUAUAUGUCGUGUUCUGCUGGGGGGUUUUGUGGGUGGAUGUGAAAUUCCAGAAAAGAGGCUCCUUCCCCUGACACACCAACAUCUAAAGGGACACAAAUUCAUUUUAUAAACAUUCAUUUAGCACUUGUUACAUACAAGGAGGUGUCCUUGUUUGGAGUUCCCUAUCCUAGAGAAAUCACAGAUCUCAGAAGCAAAGACUAGAGUUCUGGUCUUGGAGUCAGGAAGACACAGGUUCGAACCCCAUCUGUGACCCAUAGGCAACUAACUCCCAAGUCACAGAUGGGUUGAGAUCUGUCCUAGUGAAGGGAGUUUCCACAAUGGGAGUAUACUCCAACAGCACGCAUCCUCACAUAUUCAAGCCUGUGCAACAUACAUACAGAUGCAGGGAUACACUACCCAACGGCCUCCCUCUGCAGGACUGCAAGGCGCUAGAUUUCCAUUUGGUGUCUAUCCCUGGCUUGAGACCCCACUCGCACCCCCAGCCCUGGGUUCGAGGGAUCCCAGCCCUCCCAGGUCACUGGGGAGAGGACUCCUCUUUUUUUUCUAUCCUAUGGGGUGUUUGGGUGGUGGUUGGUGUCUUCACCGAUGGUUAGCAGCCAGAGUCCAAGGUCCUAGGUCUUGCUCUUUAGAAGCACUAACCAGCUCUUUCCCAAGGCCAUCUUGCUUCUGUCUCUAUGCUCUACAGGGCCCUCCAGUGGCAGGGCAUCCAAUAAAAUAACCAAAGCACCCAGUAGGCCAGCACUUACCCAGAUCCUCUUAGGCUCAUAGGGGUUAGAGCUGGAAGGAUCAUCAAGCCCAGAGAAGUUGUGACUUACCUUAGGUCACAUAGGGAAUAAGUCAAUGAGCUGGACUUGAACCCAGGUCAUGGAAGGGAUGGUAGAAUUAGAGCUGGUUAGGACCUCAGGAGCCAUCUAGUCCAACAACCUCAUUUGACAAGUGAGGAAACUGAGGCCCAGGUCACACCAGUAGCAAGGCUCAAACUCAGGUCCUCUGACUCCAGCUUCUCUUUGCACUAUAGCCCAGGUAUUCUGCCUCCAAAUCCUUUCUUCAAUACCAGGCUGCCUCCCAUGUAGGAUCGCCGGGGGACCAAGGCCAGUAGACUGCCCGCCCUCUAGCCAUGCUGGUCCUUGCCUCCCCUCGCCAAGAAGAGUUCUCCUCCCCCUGCUUGUUCACUGCUGCCUUCCUGCCACGUAGAACCUCAGUGAGACUUGAUGACAUCCCUAGUUCCUCUUCCCUUGUCCCCCUGUGACAUGAUGGGGCAGGCCUACUGGGUCCCAAGGCAAUGGGCUUCUGAGCUGGUAAGGGCCUUUGCAUCACUGAAUGCGAAUCUCCUCCUUUAUUCGGGGAGGAGGAAGCUAAGGUCAGAGUGAUAGUGGAAAUUUCCUUUAGUAACCCAGGGCUGCUAGGAAGGAUGUGCCCCCAGGAACUGUGCCCAGGUUAGGUACCCUCUCAGAUGUAGGUUCCUUGAGCGACGCUAGAGUCCACACUCCCUGCCCCACCUGGACCUUCUAUGUUGUUUUCAGCUGAAACAGCAACAUAUUCAGGAAACGUUUAAUGACCUAAUCCAAGCUCAAAUCCUCCGUUACUUCCAUCGGGUUCUGGCUGCUCUUUGUGACCUAGGAAGGGAAGGCUUAACCCACUAAACUCUCAUAGACUUCCUGUUAGCAGAAUCAUGGCAGCUGUGGAUGGGUGGGCAAGCUGAGGCGGGGGAUGGGAUGGGGACCUCUUACCUGGGCCAACAAGGUGCAAGUUGAUUGCUUAGUCCUUUGGGGUGGGGUCGUGUCUGAUGAUUCAGGUGCUAAGCAUCCCGGAGAGAGAGUUGGUUUCUCUGAUGACGUCUAUUUGGGGGUCUUGGUUUUGUUCCAUUUGGAUCUUCCUCUGUUCAAAUGUUGUACAAACUGCUGAGUUUCAGAUUGUGUUGCUUGGGUUUGUUGCCAUGGAUCACAGCCUCCCCAUCCCUUCCCUCCCUUCCCCUUCCUGAAACUUGAAUUGCUAAAGUGUGGUGAGUUCCUACUAAGAACAAUAAACUUGUGGCUGAGGUCUGGGACCCACUGACCUGAA
This is a messenger RNA of Trichosurus vulpecula (common brushtail), 6597 nucleotides long. RefSeq names its product CAP-Gly domain containing linker protein 2 (gene CLIP2). Gene Ontology annotation, molecular function: microtubule plus-end binding. The record is from RefSeq and is a predicted model, not a curated record. Gene Ontology annotation, biological process: cytoplasmic microtubule organization. The transcript has 12 exons. Lineage: Eukaryota; Metazoa; Chordata; Mammalia; Diprotodontia; Phalangeridae. Bases 266 to 2695 code for a protein of 809 amino acids. Gene Ontology annotation, cellular component: nucleus; microtubule plus-end; cytoplasm.